AACAUCGUAUUCAGGUGGUUAAUUUUUUGAACAAUCUUUUAUAAAACGUGUAUACGUAUUAUAUAUAUAUAUUGUAGUGAGAGAUAAACGACAUUCUGUGUAGAGAUUUUUCAUACGCUCGGUUGCUUCUGUAAUCAAUUUUUAUCUAAAAAGUCAAAUAAACUCAUCAAGUCGAUAGACAAACGGAAUGCAUUUCGUUUUGAUAAAUAAAUAGUGAAAAGUUCUUUCAAUGUAUAGCUAUCAUCUGUAAAUAAUCAUUACCUUAAAAUAUUAUUAAAGGAAAAUAAGUUAACAGAAUAUUUUGGAUAAAAAAUGGUGAAAUCAAAGUCACACGAGCGAACGCCCAAAGCAAAAAAUAAACACCUCAACCAUGCUUGUCAUAAAAAAGAAGCUGAAUCCACAAAGAUGAAUUUAAUGAAUUCAGUAUUGACAUUAAUUUGCAUGCUUGUUGCUGCGUGGUUUGGAUACAAAGGAUAUUUAGAAACACGAGUUAAUACACCAUUUGAUUCAGAAAAGCUUGUUUCGAUUAAUGGAUUAGAUACGGCAGAUCGUUACUGGGGGUCUUAUAGACCGGGUCUUUAUUUUGGAAUGAAAACUAGGGAUCCUCAGUCACUAGUGAGCGGAUUAAUGUGGUAUAGGCCUCAUAAUUUACGCCAAGGGGGUGAAAGUUUUAGGCAUUGGUGUGAGCAGGGAGAUAAAUUAGAUAAAUAUGGUUGGUUUGAACACGAUGGAAAAACCUUUGGUAUUCAACAAGUAUACGAUGGUGACUUGCUAAUUAAUAUUUCGUAUGUAAAGAAGCCUGGUGGUAGGCAUGGAGGUGAUUGGACUGCAAGAAUUGGAGUAUCUCCAAGAAAUUCCAAGAUCAAAGAUCUUGGAGAAAUAUCUUUUAUAUUUUACUCAGCACUUGAGGAUAAAUCUACUGGUAAUAUUAAAGCCUCACUUGGUGCUGAUAAUAGACUUUCAGGGAUGGAAGGUUAUACUGAUGGUUUGGGAGCAUACAGAUUCAGUAUGAAUCCAAUAAAGGGGACAGUUGAAGAGCACUCAUUUUUAAUAACUGUAACUCCUGGCCUAAAUCUUGUGAAAGAAACGAUACUACAAAAUUUAAGAUUAGCUUCUCAAAAAGGUUCGAAUAUUAAACGAAUAGUUUUAGGAGGCGAUCAAUUGCCUUUAGAUUCAGAAGGGAAAAAGACUGAUCCCAAUUUUUGUGCAACUCAAGUGACAGCUAAAAUACCAUUUGAAUUUGAAGUUCUUUUUGAAUCUGGCAGUGUUCCACUGCGUAAAGAAAAACUAACAGGAAAAAAUUUCGAUAUUGCUCUGAACGAACAGAGAAAACGAUUCAAUGAUAAGUUCGAAAGAAUAUUUAAAUUAAAAGAAAAAGGUUUUAAAGAAGACGCGAUAGAAUAUGCUAAAUUAGCAUUUUCCAAUUUAAUUGGAUCUAUCGGAUACUUUUAUGGAAGUGCACAGGUGCAGAGUGUUUAUACAAAAAGUCCAGUACCUUAUUGGAAAGCUCCGUUAUACACAGCAGUUCCGAGCCGCAGUUUUUUCCCGCGAGGUUUCCUGUGGGAUGAAGGAUUCCAUGGCCUUAUUAUAUCAACAUGGGACUUGGAUAUUGAAUUAGAUAUUAUUAGCCAUUGGUUUGAUCUCAUGAAUUCAGAAGGUUGGAUACCCAGAGAAAUGAUUUUGGGAUCAGAGGCUUUAGCUAAAGUACCUGAAGAGUUUGUUACUCAAUUAAGCAGCAAUGCAAAUCCGCCGACAUUUUUCUUAACUCUCGAAUAUAUAUUGAAUACUCGAGAAAGUGAAUUAUUAGAUAGACAUUAUAAACUACUUGAUAAGUUAUAUCCAAGAUUGCAAGCUUGGUUCGAAUGGUUUAAUACAACACAAGUGGGCGAUAUGCCAGGAACUUAUCGAUGGCGAGGUCGAGAUAGCUUGACAAAUCGAGAAUUGAAUCCAAAAACUCUGACAUCAGGUUUAGAUGAUUAUCCACGUGCUUCUCAUCCGAAUAUUGAUGAAAGACACGUAGAUCUUCGCUGUUGGAUUGCAUUUGCCGCAGGAGUGAUGGCACGUUUAGCUAAUGUAUUACAUCAUUCUAGUGAAAAAUACAGUGAGACUAGUCAUUAUUUAAAAGACAAUAAUUUAUUGAAUAAUUUACACUGGUCAUCAGCUAGUCAAUCAUACGCUGAUUACGGCUUACAUACUGAUAAGGUUGAACUCAAACGACCAACAGCACCUAUAAGAUCACCAACUGCUCCAGAUUUUAUAAGAGUGGUUUCAGAAGAUCCUGUUCUACGUUAUGUAGAUUCAUCGUUUGGCUACGUAUCAUUAUUUCCGUUUAUUCUUCAAAUCAUCGAUCCAGACUCUCCUCAUUUAGAUAAAGUUUUACAAGAUUUAACAAAGUCUGAAUUAUUAUGGACGAAAUUCGGUUUAAGAUCACUGGCCAAAACAUCUCCCCUAUAUUUAAAAUAUAAUACAGAGCAUGAUCCACCCUAUUGGCGUGGUCCAAUAUGGAUAAAUAUUAAUUACUUAACUUUAAGGGCUUUGAAUUAUUAUUCUAAUACUCCAGGACCAUAUGCAGUUAAAGCCAAAAAAAUAUAUAAAGAACUGAGAGAAAACAUUAUAAAAAAUAUGCUUACACAGUACAAUAAAACAGGAUUUACUUGGGAAAAUUACGGCGAUAGUAAUGGUGAAGGAAAAGGAAGUCAUCCGUUCAAUGGAUGGUCAUCAUUAGUUCUAAUGAUAAUGGCUGAACUUUAUUAAAUAUCUUUGAGGUGUAUUGAUGAAAGACAGACUGUUUUAUUGUUUUUUCUUGUGUAAAAAAUCAAGUAUAAUGUGCAAGGAAUGCGGACAAUCAACCAAUUUUUUUAUAAGUGGAACGAAUUAGAUAUCAUUUCACUUCAUCAUUUAAUAUUGUAUAAUGAAAUGCGCUUCAAUACAUAUUAAUUCGCUGCUUAUUGGCGUAUAUGACUAUAAUAUAGAAAUAGCACAAGUUAAUGACGAGGAAUGAGCCUCACUCAAAAUGAAAUGACAAAAACAUUUAUAAUUUCUUUUAUAACAAAAAAAGAAUAAUAUUUUAAAAAUGGAAAAUAAUUCAUUUUAACCGUGUGAGGCUGGCUCUCACUAAAACAAAAUUUAAGUUAUUUCAAUAUUCGCUUUAAAACAUUGUAAAAAAUUUAGGCAUAACAAUAUUCAUCAUUCAAUAGUGGUAAUUGUAAAUUCAAUUAAUGAUCAAUAAUUACUCUAGGGGUCAAAUAGUUAUGUUACUAUUAUUAAAUAAUGAGCUAAAAGUUUUAUAAUAAACUGCAUAAGACUGCAUCAUAGCAGAAAAAUAAAAAUAAUGAUCCAUAGAAUUACUUCCUAAAUUCACAAUAAUUAGUACUUACUGGUGAUAGCAAUGAUGAAACUCCAAAUAAAUUACUUUACACUUUUUUUUUAUUUUUAUCUAGUAUAUAUGCAUAUAUAUAUAUAUUAAUUAUUUAUUUACCACAGUUUAUUAAAGAUCGGUAUAGUAGUGCAAUAAUUAUUGGAUUUCUUAUUUUCAACAAAGAAUUCUUCAAACCAGGCUGUGAAAAGGAUACAUAAAACUGUAUGUUUCAUGGUAAUAAUAUUAAGAUCAUCAAAUCAUAAGGAAAUAAAAUGUUUUGAAUAAGCAUAAAAAUACAAAAAAAUACUUUAGAUAAACUUGAAUAUUUAUUAUGUAAGGAACUUUGAAAAUCAACCACUGAUAAUCAUAAUAAUGUAUGAAUAAUACUAAAUAAGAUUAAUUAUAAGGUAAUAAUUAAGAAAUUAUACUUUAAAAUUCGGUUUACAAUAAACGAAAGCAUUUACUAGUAUAGUUGCAAAAUUUGAUUGUUUUCGUCACUAGUGAAUUAAGCAAGUUAUAUUUGCGUUUCGUUAAUUGUGAUGAUAUAUCACUUAUGAAAUGAUGUAUUUGGAUAUAGAUUAAAUAUAUCCAAUUAAAUUUGCAUGUGUACAAAUAUAUUGUAUAGUUAAUUUAUUUAGCACAA
Messenger RNA from Chelonus insularis, 4001 nucleotides. RefSeq names its product mannosyl-oligosaccharide glucosidase (gene GCS1). The record is from RefSeq and is a predicted model, not a curated record. NCBI's taxonomy places the organism in Eukaryota, Metazoa, Arthropoda, Insecta, Hymenoptera, Braconidae. Gene Ontology annotation, molecular function: Glc3Man9GlcNAc2 oligosaccharide glucosidase activity. Gene Ontology annotation, biological process: protein N-linked glycosylation; oligosaccharide metabolic process. The transcript is spliced from 3 exons. Gene Ontology annotation, cellular component: endoplasmic reticulum membrane. Bases 313 to 2754 code for a protein of 813 amino acids.